This is a messenger RNA of Desarmillaria tabescens, 1412 nucleotides long. RefSeq lists its product as uncharacterized. Bases 307 to 1341 code for a protein of 344 amino acids. Lineage: Eukaryota; Fungi; Basidiomycota; Agaricomycetes; Agaricales; Physalacriaceae. The transcript is spliced from 8 exons. The record is from RefSeq and is a predicted model, not a curated record.
AUCAUUCCCCGUGGUGUGUACAUUUACAAAGUCACCUUGAACUAAGGAGCGGGGGACGAAGUCGGCGAUUCCGAUUGUACACGCACACGCACCUCCGUCUGCCUACUGCCUAUCAAUGACCGGCUUGUCGUUCAGAUAGGAGUUUAUCUUUACCGGAUCUACACGCCUACCGGAGUCAUUAUAUGAUGCUGUAUUGGAUCACCCACCUACCUGUUGACGUCUGAAAUGUAUCCCCGCCCGGAGAUAAACAAUCCCUUAGACAAAUAUUAACCCAAACAUCCACUGAUUCGCCGUGUGUGGAGUGCAAUGGGUAUAAGUAUAGGACUUGCCGAUUCUAAGCCAAGCACAUAUUACAUUGCUAUGGCUCUUUCUACCAACUCCUUUGGACGUAUUCUACGCGAUGAUAUUUCUACCAAUCUCGCCGUUCAACAGCAGAAGAUGGUGGAAGAUUCUCGAAGGCGUGUCGAUUUCGGACGUAGGCUCGAGACCUCGUUCGACAAUAUUACAGGCUGCCUUCAGAAUCUUUCUGCAGACAGCGAUGACUGGAAUUUUCUACAAGAGCAUGGCCAACAAAUUCAAGAUCUCAUCAUCUCGUGGCAGAAUAUCGCGAAGGACUUCAGAAGGGCUCGCCUGGACUCCCAGCUAAUCAUCCGACUCGCUUCCCUUGCGUCCUGGAUGUUCUCAAUGGAGUUCCUUGGUGAAUUCGAGAAGCGGGAAUAUUGGCCUCAGGAAGAAAUACGAAAGUUCAAGUCUGACAUCGACAGACUUCAUAUUCCCGAAGCUGGACGCCUCGUAGAGCGCUUUAGGACCCUGGCGGAUUCCGUGAAGAAGGCGACAGAAGAGUGGAACGAAGCCUGCGCUGGCAGUAAUAAUUUUGAAUAUACUGCUAUUACUUGGGACGCGGAGGACAAACUCCACGAAGUUGACCGCGAGAUUGCUUCGACGAUAGAGUUGUGUGGCGUCCCGAUGGCGCGUGCCGGUAUCUUUGACUUGAUGCAUACCAUCUGUCCAUCGGCCUGGUUUACAGCUUUGAGAUCUAUUCCCCAUCACGAUGGUGGCGGAAUUGCUGACAUGGUGUACACGAGAUGCGAGGAUCGUGAUCGCAUCUUUUUGACCGUGGAAGAAGAACGACGUAGACUGGAGCAAUCUUGUUUCCAAGCAAGAUCCUUCUCGAAGUUAGAUGCCAUGAUGCGCAUGCACGAGCAUGAUGUGAACACCUACGUUGGUAUCAUUGCUAAAGCUUGUCACGUAUGGGAUACGGUUAGGCAAUCGCUCAUGGAUCUCUUCCGGCAGCUGCUGACGGACUUUUCAGAUGGAUGCAGAUAUUCGUCUUCUCCUUGAAGCACGUCCCGAGUUCCGGUCUGGAGGUCAGGACAAUGAGGACGCUUUAAAGACCAUGAAGUAUGUUCAGA